Molecule: messenger RNA, 3409 nt
Organism: Bacillus rossius redtenbacheri
Lineage: Eukaryota; Metazoa; Arthropoda; Insecta; Phasmatodea; Bacillidae
Product: myosin-10-like
Exons: 8
Coding region: 1-3297 (1098 amino acids)
Cellular component (GO): chromatin; PTW/PP1 phosphatase complex
Molecular function (GO): protein phosphatase 1 binding
Source: RefSeq, a predicted model, not a curated record
AUGCUGACGUCGGGCGAAGGCGUCUGCCCGGACGCGGGGCGGAUUGGGGGCCCGGCGGACGCGGGGCGGGACCCCCGGUGCCUCGAGGGACACCUGGCGGAGCUGCAGCGGCGGUUCGGCGCCGUGGCGCGCGGGCUGGACUCGCUGGCGGCGCGCUACGAGCUGCUCAAGGCCAUGGUGCUGGCCGCGUGCGGCGCCGAGGAGGUGGCUCGCUGCUCGCGGGCCAGCCCCGUGUUCAGGUCCAUCGUGGAGCGGAGCCCGGAGGAGGACCGCCAGCCGCGCGAAGAGGCGCGCGCCUGCGCAGAGCUGCUGUGCGCCGCGAUGUCCUGCCUGCAGGGCGCCGACUCCGAGGGCGAGCCCCAGCGCGACGAGCGUCAGGAGCUGGAGUUCUGGCGCCGCAAGGGCGCGGAGCUGUCCUGCCGCUACGACCAGCAGGACGCGGAGCUGGAGCGCAUCAGGAAGGACGUGUCCGUGGUGCGGCGCGAGCUGAUGCGCGUGGCGGCCUCGCAGGACGAGGAGGACAACAAGGACAAGGACAAGGACCAGGCGCCCGCGUGCAAGCAGAUCCAGGGCGUGCUGACCAUGGCCCUGUGCGUGGUCUCGCGCUUCGAGGCGUCGGUGGGCGAGCAGGUGAAGGACCUGCGCUGCGCCGCCGACGAGUGCUCGCGGGAGCGCGACCGCCUGGAGGGACAGCUGGAGUGCCUGGAGGGACAGCUGGCCCAGGAGCGGCUCAGGCUGGCCGAGGCCUCGGCCCAGCUGUGCGACGCCCAGGCGAAGGCGGCCGGCGCGGAGGUGGAGCUGCAGAAGCUCCGGUGCCAGCAGCUGCAGCAGCAGCAGCAACUGCAGCAGCAGCAACAACAGUUGCAGCAGCAGCAACAACAGCUGCAGCAGCAGCAACAACAGCUGCAGGAGCAGGAUCUGCAGCAGCAGCAGCAGCUGCAGGAGCAGGAGCUGCAGCAGCAGCAGCAGGCGUCCAACGGCGAGGCGCAGGCGGCCGAGGCGCGCGCCAGAGACCUGGAGCAGGCGCUGGACGAGCAGAGACGCCUGCUCGCCGACUGCAACCGGCAACUGGACGAGGCCAGGCAGGAGAACGCCGCCAUGGAACAGAAAUAUUCCCUCCAGGAAAAAGAGAUGGAAAAGGAACUGAACAAGCUGAGGUGCCGGGUGAAGACAAUGAUAUCCGACCUGCAGACGACGAAAGGAAAACUUGAAGCGUGCCAGAAGGACAAAGUGCAGCUGUGUUACGUCGCGCAGAAGCAGAAGGAGACCAUCGGCAGCUUGGAGUCGACCGUGGAGGCGCUCCAGGCGGAGCGCUGCAAGAACAUGGACGACCUGGCCAAGGCCGAGUGCCAGCUGCGGGCGCAGCAGGACAGCUUCGACAAGGCGGUCGAGUCCAAGGAGGAGGCGAUAGGCUGCCUGCGGCACGAGGUGGGUCAGCUGGAGCAGGAGGCCCGGCAGCUGAGCAGCGCCAACGGCGAGGUGGCCGACGAGAUGAGGGGCUGGCAGGCGACCAUAGCCACCCUGUGCCAGCAGACGGGGAAGCUGAAGGCCUCGCUGGCGGAGCAGAUGUCAGGGACGCCGAGGGUGCGGGUGCUGGUCUCGUCUCGGCAGCUGCACGCCAGCAGCGUGGCAGCGCCGGCGGGCGACGGGUCCCCGCGAGGGUCCGGCACGUUGACCCGCGACGAGCUCUGCGCGUGCCUGGGCGACGAUGGGGCGGUGGCCUCGGCCGUGCGCAUGGUGGAGGAUAUCAAGCAGCAGCUGAGGGCGUACCUGCGGGGCGAGGCCGCGAAGAGGGAGGCCGCCGGCAAGGCCGGGAAGCUCGAGAGCGAGCUGGGUGCGUGCCGCGGGGAGCUGGACCGCGCGAGGCAGGACCUCAAGGACUGCCGGGCCAAGCACAACGCGGCCAAGCACGAGCUGCACGAGCUCAGGAAGAGCACCAAGCGCCUGGCGGACGAGAAGAAAGGAGCCGAGGAAGCCGUCGCGAGGAUGGAGCAGGAGAUGAACACCUGGAACGCCGAGAUAGCGUCCCUCGAGGCCGACGUCAUGAGAGGUCUCCAGACGAUCCGGAGACAGUGCGACACCAUCAGGGAUCUGCAGAACACCGUCAAGGAACUACAAGAAGGGUCUCGGCCCGAGAGUGACGACUCGAAGAAUCUUCAGACGGAAUCCACUCAAGAAGUUGAGGAGACGCCUCCAACGGAUGUCAGCUCGAAAACAUCGCCUGAAGAUUGCACAGAUGAAAAACCUGUUGCAGAAACUCCUGAUAACCAAACAGUUUGCGCGCGAGACCCGGGACCGGCGGAGGGCUGCAACUUCCUGCGGAUCGUGAGCGAGCUGGAGGUGAAGAUCAAGAGGCUGGAGGACACGCACAGGCUGGAGGUGGACUCGCUGACGCGCGUCCACGUGGAGAACCUGGUGGCGUUCAAGCAGGCCUUCGAGCGCGAGAAGGCCAAGCAGCGCGACGCGCACGACCGGCUGCUGGGCAAGCAGCAGGAGCUGCACGAGGACCGCGUCAGCUGCCUGGAGGAGAAGCUGUCAUCCCUGCGCGACCUCGUGGACAAGGAGCUCGCCUGCAAGGAGACGCAGACCCCGGAGGGAUCGACGGAGGCCCUUCUGCCGGAGAAGGACGCGGCGGAACGUGACCCCAGCAGCAAGGAGACGCAGACCCCGGAGGGAUCGACGGAGGAUCUGCCGCCAGCAGAAGACACGGCAGAACGUGAACCCAGCAGCAAGGAGACCCAGUCCCCAGAACGAUCGACGGAGGAUCUGCCGCCAGCAGAAGACACGGCGGAACGUGAACCCAGCAGCAAGGAGACCCAGUCCCCGGAAAGAUCGACAGAGGAUCUGCCGCCAGCGAAGGAGCCCGGAGAGCAAGACCCAGCUCCAGAAGAACUUCAGGAGGUCCUCCCACGCCAUGACGUCGGGAAGGACCCCGGCAGAACCAACGGAGACAAGAAACCUGCCCUGAAGAAGAAACUGUCGAUGGCGCCGACGGAGACGCUGGAGUACAAGCCGUCAGGUGGUAACCGCCGCGCGAUGGGUUCCUCCGACGACUGCGGCGGCUUGUCGUCGCAGCUGGAGGAGCUGCACGCACAAGCGAUGCGCUUCCUGAUGCGCUGCGAGCCAGAGUCGCCGCUCGACGCCGCCUGCCCCGCCUCCUGCUCCACGCCGCUCCUGGACGCCGGGCGCCGCGACACCGGCUCCCGCAGCCUCUUCAGCUGCAGCUGCAGCGACCUGAGCGGCGGCGAGCCCCCGGACGACGCCUCGGCCCUGCAGGGAGACUGCCCCCCGCGCUAGGGGGUCCCCGUCCUGUCCCCUUCUCCCGACUACAACUGUCCCCGUCCCGAACCCUCCAGUGUCUCCAGCACCAAGUAUUUCGUCCUGCCAAAUAAACCAGUUACACAACCAA